AUGGUCAAGCCAUUGACAUUUAAAGGCGACAAGAAGGUCAAGAAGCGCAAGCGAACAGACCCCGAGAAAUCCCAACGCGAUGGCGUAGACGACGAAGCUGGGCAGUUGCAGAAGACGGGCGAAGAGGCAGAGAAUGACGACAGUUGGGUUUCUGCUGAGGCAGCGACUGAUGUUGUUGGGCCGAUCAUGAUUGUUCUACCGACGGAUGAACCUUCGGCGUUGGCGUGUGAUACGACGGGAAAGGUGUUUACGAUUCCGAUUGAGAAUAUCGUUGAUGGGAAUCCUUCCACGGCGGAACCGCAUGAUGUGCGUCAAGUCUGGGUUGCGAAUCGCGUUGCUGGAACAGAGAGCUUUCGCUUCAAGGGCCAUCACGGAAGAUCGGCCUCCUCUCAGCAACCUCCCGAAGCCGUAUCCCCCCUCGAAUCCUUCAACGUGAUCCCCACCGGCGACACACCCGGAACUUUCCAACUGCAAACCCUGCGCGACACAUUCCUCACCAUAAAAGCACCCAGCAAAGCCUCUUCCAAAGCCGUAGACGUGCGCGGCGACGCAGACGACAUCUCGUUCGACACGACGUUCAGGAUAAGAAUGCAGGCGCGGUUCAAGCCCAAGCUGCGCGCGUCGAAGGAGGAGAAGGCGUUGGCGAAGAUUAGUCGGAGGGAGUUGGAGGAGGCGGCGGGGAGGAGGUUGGAUGAGGAUGAGGUUAGGAGGUUGAAGAGGGCGAGGAGGGAGGGCGAUUAUCAUGAGGCGUUGUUGGAGAUCAAAGUGAAGAGCAAGCAUGAUAAGUUUAGUUGA
Molecule: messenger RNA, 795 nt
Organism: Fusarium verticillioides 7600
Lineage: Eukaryota; Fungi; Ascomycota; Sordariomycetes; Hypocreales; Nectriaceae
Exons: 2
Coding region: 1-795 (264 amino acids)
Cellular component (GO): striated muscle dense body; catalytic step 2 spliceosome; nucleolus
Molecular function (GO): actin filament binding
Source: RefSeq, a predicted model, not a curated record